Molecule: messenger RNA, 1077 nt
Organism: Lodderomyces beijingensis
Lineage: Eukaryota; Fungi; Ascomycota; Pichiomycetes; Serinales; Debaryomycetaceae
Source: the annotation of a GenBank genome assembly
AUGACAACAUACGAAGAAGAGAAACUCCACCACACGCCAUGGGUAGAGAAGUACCGUCCGCGCAACUUAGACGACGUGGCCUCGCAAGACCACGCCAUCCGCGUCCUCAAGAAGCAAACCGCUACGCAGAACUUGCCCCACAUGCUCUUCUACGGCCCGCCCGGCACCGGCAAGACGUCAACCAUCCUCGCCCUCGCAAAACAACUCUUUGGGCCCCGAUUGUACAAAUCACGCGUGUUGGAAUUGAACGCCAGUGACGAGCGCGGGAUCUCCAUCGUGCGUCAGAAAAUCAAGAACUUUGCCAAGCUAAGCGUGAGCAACGCCACCGCCGAUGAUUUAGCCCACUAUCCGUGUCCACCGUACAAGAUCAUCAUUUUGGACGAGGCGGACUCGAUGACUAACGACGCGCAGAGCGCGUUACGGAGAACGAUGGAGACGUACGCGAGCAUCACGCGCUUCGCGUUGGUGUGCAACUACAUCACGCGCAUCAUCGACCCCUUGGCUUCGCGGUGCUCCAAGUUCAGAUUCAAGUUGUUGAACGAGGAGAACUCGUUGAACCGGUUAAAGUAUAUCGCGGCGGAAGAACAGUUGCAUUUGGACACGGCCCUGGGCACGGAUGCCGUGUUGAGCGAGGUGUUGAAGAUCAGUAACGGCGAUUUGAGAAAGGCAAUUACCUUCUUGCAGAGUGCUUCGAAAUUGAGCACGAGUUUGAAAUUGGAUGGUGAUAACGUGGACAAUAGAGAUGGUGGUGACGUUGGGGUGAUUACCAAGGAAUCGAUCCGGGAAACCGCUGGCAUCUUGCCCGAUGCGUUGAUAGCCGAGUUGGUCGAGACGAUAAAGAGCCAUAACAACGUUAAGCUCAUCGCCAUGGUCAACGACAUCAUCUUGAGCGGUUGGAGCGCACAACAACUAAUUGACCAACUACAUGAAUAUUUGAUCUUGGACGACUCUAUAAACUCGCUAACCAAAAAUCAAAUUGCUUUACUGUUGUUCGAUACGGAUAAGAAACUAAACUACGGUACCGAUGAACAUAUCCAAUUGCUCAAUUUGGUUCUCCAAGUUUCUAAAGUUGUAUAG